AAGAAAAAAAAAGAAAAAGGUAUUCAUUUAUAUCAAUUUGGAUCCAAAAUCUUCCCUCGACACAAUGAAUAAACCCAAAAUCUACUCGAAUCAAAGUGAGGAAGAGGCCAUGGAUGCGAGCAACCACGCCGACGAGUUCAAUCCUACCACAAACUGGAAUCUCGCCGUCGGUUCUCUCACAGAUUCCAUCUCCUUUGAGUCCUCCUUCACCGCGAACCACGAAUCUGACGACGGAACCGCCGUCGAUCAUAUCGCCAAGUCCCCGCUACUUCUACUCCCUCCGGUUCCCAACGGCGAGCCUUGUGAAAUUACAAUAACAUUUGCACAAGAGCAUGAAUUAAGGCAAGUUUAUAUCCGAAGUAGUGCUCGAGUAUACGAAGUGUAUUUCACGAAAAAGCGGCGUCAUGGCUCUAAGGAAUACUUGUGUACAGUUCGAUGUGGUGUUGCAGUGAGAGAUGGACGAACGACCGAAGAUGAUUGGGUUGAAGUGAAAGCUGGUGAUGAUUCUCUCUUGAAUGCUGCACAAGGUCUGCUUCCAAUGGUACAAUCAGGAAAACAGGAUUUGUAUGAAGCUACUGCGGAGAUCAAUGAUGUGGAACCUUGCACUUCGAUUACAGUCCGUCUUCUCUCUCUUCAGGAUAAAAGAUGUGCACUUGUUGAUGAAGUAUAUGUGUUUGCUGAUCCUGUUGAUCCAAGUGAGUCAGAGCAAGAAGAAGCAAGUGGAGCAGGAAAUUCAUCCAGUAGUUCGUUGAUGGCUAUGUUUAUGCCCGCUAUUUUGCAGCUCUCUCGAGGAAAAGAUGUUAGAAAAGAACGAGAUACACAAGUUUCUUCUGACAAGUCCAACAGCACUAACCCAUUAGGAUACUCAAAUGACUCAGAUAAGAUCGUGCAUGAAAUUCACCAGGAGAUAAAUUUCAGUAAAUUAGCUGAUCAAAUGGGAGUGAGCCCACCUCCAGUGUUAGUUGAUACUCUUUCUAAGCGAGUAUCUGGAGAAGAAAUCAGACCUGCUAUAUCUUGCAGUAGUAUGGAGACUAUCCUGUAUGAUCUUGUUAACAAGGUAAGCAGAAUAGAAACUAUCUUGACAAGAUUUGAAGAUCAGAUGUUGAAACCUAUCAACAGUAUUGAUGCAAGGCUCCAGCUCGUAGAGAAGAAACUCGAACAGCUAGGAAAGAAAUCUUUUGAAUCUGAAUUGGUUUGUCAAACGAGAAUACCCAAUCCAGAUGCUCUGGGCACUGACACAGAUAAAAUUCCUGAUACCGAUGAGUUUGAUGGAUUGACUAGAAGCACUGAUAAUCCAAAAUUAGUUUCUUGUACAAGAGUAGUUGUCCCUGAAUCCUCUGUUGAAGAUGACGCGGUUGUACUACCAAAGAACAGGCUGGAAGAACUGGAGAGUGGAAAUAGCUCAAUCUCAGGAAAUGAGAUGAUUUCUACUGAACCUGAGAUCAGUAAUGAGGAGGUUGGUCAUUCUUUUGAAGAGAAACCAAAACGUUCGUUGUCUAUAAAUGAUGCUUUAGCAUCUGCACUUGCUGGAUUGUUGUCUUCACAUUCGAUCACGGAUGGAAAAUACAGCAAAGCCCUCGUAGUUACAGCCCCAGAGUUUUUAAAUGAAGAUGAUGAGGAGGAGAUCGAAGAGAAACCUCAGACGAAUGGCCAUCCAGACAAAAGCCAAGUUGCAGCCGAGUUGGGAAACACGCACUCUACCUUGGGGAGCCCAACUUUUUCACAGGAAGAGGCUGAAACUACUCCAUGUAUCAAAGAUGGUUCUCAGGAAAUGAUAUAUGGAGUUUCUAGAAAACUGGAUGAUAGUUUUGGAGGGGAUGAGGAAGCUGAGACAGUGGUUAGCAUUAGGGACAAUGCUUUAGAUGAAGAGAUGUUUACAUCAAGCACAAAAGCUGAUUGUUACAUAGAGAAGGAGAACCUCAGUGAUAAGCCCAGGGAUUCCGAUUCCUGGAGUCACGAGCUCAAGAAUCCAAAUGUGACUACUGCAAAAUGCAAAGGAGAGCCUGGAAUGGAUGAUGUCUUGAAGAGUGUUUUCGGUCUUCAACCGACUACUUCUUCAGUCGAUUUCCUAACUCCAGUCCUGGAUGUGAGAUUUAUUUCAGAGAGUCAAGACUCAGAUAGCAAAGGUUUCUUUGAGGCACUCUUCACUGAAGAUUCCAAGACUGAUGUAGAUUGCAAGAACGAAGCUUAUUAUGAUAACUUAGUCUCAUUGGAAGAUGAAGAAGAACUCAAAGGACCACCAACAGAUACCCUUUCGUCUGUGGAGAUGGAUCACUAUGAGACGAAUGAGAUGCAUCUACACUUGAAUGAUGAAAUAUCAGAAGCAAGUUUGAUAUAACGGAGAAAGUAAAUGCCCGCAUUUUCCUGAUAAAUACAUUCUGAGGUUUUUGCUCUGUUGGAGUCUAGAGGGUAGUGUUGAAAGAAGUUGUAAGGUUUAAUGAUACUAGGUGAUGAUUGAACUCUGGUGGAUUAUUAUUAGUCAUACAAAUAACCUUGUAGACUUGUAAUUAUAAACUAUUGUAGCAGAACAAAAUAAGUUUCUAAACAUGCGUGUUAAUUGAA
Messenger RNA from Camelina sativa (false flax), 2562 nucleotides. RefSeq names its product 40S ribosomal protein S27. The record is from RefSeq and is a predicted model, not a curated record. NCBI's taxonomy places the organism in Eukaryota, Viridiplantae, Streptophyta, Magnoliopsida, Brassicales, Brassicaceae.